AUGAAUCCAACAUCGAAAGAAGAAACUAACGAGACUAUUCCGUUAAAACCUCUAAUAAGUCCAAAGCCUUAUUUGCCAGUAUCUGAAGUUGGUCGAACAGUUGGCACGACAUAUUUUCUUUCUUCAACACUAAUUGCAUCUAUCAUUCCAAUAAUUCAAUUAAUAAUUGGCUUAUAUUACAAAGGAGAUUGUCGAAUCGAUCAACGUAUUCCAACUUAUAUGAUCGUAGCUGGCAUCUGUGGUUUAGCAUUAGCUGGACUUUCAUUAUUUCUUUCCAUUACAUUUAAGUGUUUUCUUUCGGAUUCAGCAGUAGUAACAGUAUUGGCUAGUUGUGGUAUAUGUUUAAAUUUGGUAGCAACAUUUCUUAUUUCAAUUUUUGUUUUUAUUUGGUUUAUUCUUGGUUGUGUAUGGGUAUUUAGUGUUCGUUCUCAAGUACAAUUUAAAGAUUCUAUAAAGCCUGGUUAUUGUCAACCUGUCUUGUAUAAAUCAACAUUUGCAUUACUCAUUAUAACAAUUAUUUGGGCUUGUAUUCAAUGUUGUUUAUCAUGUUAUCGAACAUGUAAUCCACGUCGAAAUCCUUAA
Messenger RNA from Rotaria sordida, 582 nucleotides. The record is from the annotation of a GenBank genome assembly. Lineage: Eukaryota; Metazoa; Rotifera; Eurotatoria; Philodinida; Philodinidae.